AUUACUCAAUCCACACUGGUCUCUGAAAGCAAAUAAGCUUCCUUGCACAGUACCCUGAAAUGUGGGAGCAAAAUGAAAAGGUCUUCUUUGUUGUUUAGGGAUUUAUCAAAGAACCACCAUGUGAACUUAACAAGACCUAUCUCAGGUCUUUCUCUUUGGCUGACAAAGCCAUUAAUCUGUAACUUUGUUUCUUUGUAGGUGCUGACAUUUGCCUGGGGAAAAGCUUGUCAUGAGAUGCAGCAAAAUGAGACCCUUCUCCAUCACGAGAACCAAUCCCAUGGUCCUCUUGCAUUGCCAUGAUAUUCUACCUAAAGAAGCACAAUCAAAAUGAGGUGCAAAAUGACUGUGUUUAAUUAAGAACAUAAUGGCGUACAGAACAGAAUGGCAACGGGAUACAUAAGAGCCCUUUUCCUGCUCAGCUCUUAACACGGGCAAGAAUGUGAUUCCAGGGUUUGGGGUUGCUCCUUCUCCACGGCCACUGUCGAUUCUCUGUGAUCACUCCCUGGGGACCCAGAAUAGGAUGGGUGAUGGACUUGUAAAGGGAGGUGCUAGUCUCCAUGGAGCUUUCUCUCCCCACCCAGUGGGUGCGGAAUUCCGCCAGGAUCAGGAGGCUGCUGCAGACAAGCCAGAGCUCUCUGCUCCUCAAUUCCAGCCUCGACACCAAGACCAGAGAUGUGGCCUCUGAGUCUGUGGGCCUCUUCUUCAUGCUCUUGAUUGACUUGACAGCCAUUGUAGGCAAUGUAGCCAUUAUGACGGUCAUCAUCAAGACGCCUGCACUGAGGAAGUUCGUCUUUGUGUUCCACCUCUGCCUGGUGGAUCUCCUGGCUGCUGUCACCCUGAUGCCUCUGGCUAUGCUGUCCAGCUCAGCCUUCUUUGACGGCACAGCCUUUGGGGACGCCAUAUGCCACAUCUACCUGUUCUUGAGCGUCUGCUUCAUCACCAUGUGCAUCCUCUCCAUCUCGGCCAUUAACGUUGAGCGCUACUAUUACGUGGUGCACCCCAUGCGCUACGAGGUGAAAAUGACUGUGGGCCUGGUUGUCUGUGUCCUGGUUGGUGUCUGGAUCAAGGCUGUGGUCAUGUCCAUCAUCCCUAUCCUGGGCUGGCUCUCCCAAGACCGUGCCAAUAGUUCAGCAGCCUAUGGUGGACAGAGGUGCACCUUGCAGUGGAGUCGGAGUGCCUACUGCAAAUUCUUUGUGGCUUUCUUUGCUCUUUUCUACUUCCUCUUGCCUGUCCUCAUCAUUUUGGUUGUCUACUGCAGCAUGUUCAAAGUGGCCAGAGUGGCUGCCAUGCACCAUGGCCCACUCCCCACUUGGAUGGAGACCCCACGGCAGCGGUCAGAAUCCCUUAGCAGUAGAUCCACUAUGGUGACUAGUUCAGGAGCCCCUCGGACUACCCCUCAGAGGACGUUUGGGGGUGGGAAAGCUGUCAUCAUCCUCCUGGCCGUGGGGGGCCAAUUCCUCUUCUGUUGGCUGCCAUAUUUCUCCUUUCAUCUCUACUCUGUGCUGAGCUCCCAUUUCCCCGGCCGCCAGACAGAGAAUGUGGUUACUUGGAUUGGCUACUUUUCCUUCACCUCCAAUCCUUUCUUUUACGGGUGCCUCAAUCGACAGAUCCGAGGAGAGCUGAGCAAGCACCUCACCUGUUUCUUCAAGCAGCCACCAGAGGAAGACCUCAGGUUACCCAGCAGAGAAGGCUCCAUUGAGGAGAACUUCUUGCAGUUCCUACAAGGGACGGGUUGCAAUGCUGAGGCCAGAAACACUCUUACCCAUCCUAGCCCUAAAAGGGACCAGCCGACCAUUGAUUUCCGGAUCCCAGGUCAAAUUGCAGAAGAGACCUCGGAGUUCCUGGACCAGCACAUGAACAGUGACAUCACUGUAUCCAACAGCUACAUCAGGGCUGCAUGUUCACCCAAACCUGAGUUGUAGCUCUUUUUGCACUUGACAAUCUAGUUUCAUUGAUGUGUGAAAUAAUGCAGAACAUAGCAGCUGGUGAAGGGCAGGGGAGAUUGGGAGCACUUAAUAAAUACACCCAUGGCAUUUGGGAACUUAUCGCUCCAAGAAACAG
This is a messenger RNA of Lacerta agilis (Sand lizard), 2061 nucleotides long. RefSeq names its product G protein-coupled receptor 61 (gene GPR61). NCBI's taxonomy places the organism in Eukaryota, Metazoa, Chordata, Lepidosauria, Squamata, Lacertidae. The transcript has a single exon. Gene Ontology annotation, cellular component: signaling receptor complex; plasma membrane; endosome. The coding region runs from base 558 to 1922 and encodes 454 amino acids. Gene Ontology annotation, biological process: G protein-coupled receptor signaling pathway. The record is from RefSeq and is a predicted model, not a curated record. Gene Ontology annotation, molecular function: G protein-coupled receptor activity.